Daphnia magna is the source of this 3231-nucleotide messenger RNA. RefSeq lists its product as uncharacterized. NCBI's taxonomy places the organism in Eukaryota, Metazoa, Arthropoda, Branchiopoda, Diplostraca, Daphniidae. Gene Ontology annotation, molecular function: zinc ion binding. The transcript has 13 exons. The record is from RefSeq and is a predicted model, not a curated record. The coding region runs from base 619 to 2586 and encodes 655 amino acids.
GAAAGCUAAAACGUACGUCUUACUUUGGCAAAAGUUCAAGUAAUGACUUAAACCUAUAAGUGAAAUCUUCUUGACUUUCAGGCAUCCACAAAAAGGUUGUUCUUUUUCGAAUCGGCCCACUAACAGCUGGUUAUACUGCGUGUAAGGAGUUCCGAUUAAGAGUGACAUUGUGCAAAAAAGAAUUUUAGAUUUUACAAUAACUUCUUCUUUGCUGCUGCGAACUUUCCGUUGCACUCCGUAGCUAACGUGUACAAAACCUUGCUAGUAAAAAAAGAUAGCGCACCUUAUCCUAAAAAUUACGCCGUGCGUAAAGUAAUAAGUACGCAGCUUCUUUCACGUGAUCAAUCAAGCGACCAAAAGAAAAGAGACACUGAGUUUUACAUUCAUUUGAAGCCGAAGAGAAAUCGAGAUGCCCUGUCUUUGAAAUCUUUUUUUAUUAUUGAGAAUUGUAUGGUUUUACCAACAGCUGUUCCCCUGCAGAAAGAGUUGUGUACAGUAUACCCAUAUAAUUUGGCUACACAACGAUUUUUGGAUGGCUACAACAACCUCGUGCGAAUUUUUUACAGGGCGAAAAAGGACGUUUAACUCGCCAUUCACUUCAUCCCCAUUACCGCUAUCAUGGUAGGAAGUGUUUCUCGGCUUACGACGGCCGUUCAUUCUUUGGGAAUAAGAGCCAUCACAAGUGGAAGUAACAUUGGACGAGGUACUGUUGGCAAUUUUGGCGUUGGAUCCGUCAGCGUGGGAGUUAAAUUGCUCGGACAACUAAUGGGUUGGGGGGAGAAUUCAUCGGAUUUGCAGUCCAACUGCCAGGCGAACUGUUCUCAUGGAGAGUGUUAUAAUGGGACCUGUUUUUGUGAAAUUCAAUUUGAAGGUGUUCAGUGUGCUGAACCAAGUGUCGGCUAUCAUGUUGGUUUCGCCAGUGUUUUUCUUCUAGUGGCAGCGACAUCACUGAUUCAACUGUUUAUUUGUAUUCAUGCUGAAUACGCUCGACUGAAGACGCCCUCCUUUCUCAAAGCAUGUCGGAUCACGAACCAAAAGUUUCUAUACAUUCUGGUCUUCUUAGCUGCUCUCUUACGUGGACUCUACUUUGCAUAUCCUGCGACAACGGAUGAAUGGUCAUCAAGUCUACUGAGUGCUUACUAUCCGGUUUUGUUGACUGGAGCCUCCUUAAUUGUCUGUUUCUGGGCAGAGGUAUUCCAUUUGCGUGACGUUGAGGAGAGGCCGCCCUUCUUAUCAAAAUCCUUUUUGGGUUUUCUAGCCUUCAACGUCAUUACAUACAGCUUAUUGAUCGCGGAACUUGUCAUCACCAACACACAAAUCCAUUCAGAAGAAGACAAGAGAUUCUUUACGAACGUAUUCAACGGAUGCUAUGCCAUUUUGAUGUUCAUCGUGGUUAUUUUCUUUCUGAUUUAUGGCGUUGAAGUCUACUUCAAGGUUCGUGGUGGCUUUUUGCAUGAAGGAGAAUCCAGCAUUCCGUUGGGGAUUAUGUCGUUCAAAACCAUUACGUCGUCGUCUUCACCUGCGUGUCUGUCCUCGUUUGUUAUCGCUUCUUCUCCGGAUCAUGCUGGCCACGUUACUGAUAAAGAUGCCGAGGAGAAAGAAGUCACUGUGCAUCUGAUGAAAGAAGAGGUUAUCCAUGGACGGACUCCUGUUCCCUUCCGGCAGUCAAUCGAUACAGCCCAGUUGCACCAGUCUCGACUAGGUCUUGUAUCUCAAGCCAUGAUGCUUCUCAUCACGGUAUGUUUCCUGCUUUCGGAAAUUCUCGGUGAAUUCUGGAAGAAGAAGGUGCCACUAGAAAGUCGCAAUAUUUUUGACGUCGUUUUCCGCUUAGUUGAACUCGGAGUGGCUUUAUGGUUUCCUUGCGUUCUCUGGAAUUGCAUGAGGCCGGAUCAGUUAUGGAUUCUGAAUCCCAAGAAAAUCUUAAAGAAGUUUGAUAUUGCUACCUCCUUAGAGCUAACAACACGUAAUGCGGAAGACGCUCCUCCCAAGACUCAAGACACGAACGGAGAUAGAAAAGCGGAAUGCUGGAUUUGCUACGAUACGGAUACAACUGAUGCUGGGUUAAUGAUCUUCCCGUGCUCUUGCAAAGGAGACGUUGGGGCUGUCCACCACGAGUGUCUAAAGCGCUGGCUGAUUGAGAGCGCCAACAACCCUUCGGCUUUGAUUUGCAAAGUUUGCCAAACACCGUACCAGGUAGAGACAAAAGCUCGUUCUUGGAGCCAAAUCAAUGUUGCCAUCACACCUUGGCAUUGGGCACAGACGGCCGGUCUUGUACUACUUAUGUGCGGCUCUGUAGGAGGAGCUUGCGCUAUUAUUAAGAUCUAUGAAGACUCGGGCAUUCGGCUUCUUGCUGUUAGUGUUGCUCUUCUCAUUGUGUAUAUCUGCUGCAGAUUUCUAGGGUUGAAUACCAUAAUGGCGUACCAGCGCGCAAAAGUAUCAGCUUUCAAAAUUGUGAGUACACGGACCGGGCCACCGGCCAGCGAAAUGGAAGAGUUUGCGACAGUUCAGGAUCUCUCGGUCGACGGAAGGACUCAAGUUGAUGUAUUCGCUACAAGUCGCUCAGCGCAGCCAACUUUGGAAAUGUGAGCAUUUAGAAACGAUCUCGAGAGUCGUUCCUCGUCCCAGUGAAAUAUUUGAUUUCGGGUGAGAGAGAGUCUUUACACGUACCUAGUCGCUGCGAUACGUUUGGCAUAUACGUUACGUUCCUUCUCUCGCUAACCGACCGUAAAUCAGUGCGAUAUCCUUUUGGAAGUAAGAGAUUGCUUUACCUUUUUCUCUGCCUCUUUUUAUUUGCAAUUCAUAUUCAAAUAUGUAAUACUGUACCCUAUAGUAUUGGAAACGAUUUUUCUUUUGUCAAUAGUCUGUUAUUAUAUAUUAAUGUGUACAUAAAAAUUAAGAAAUGUCUAUAGUCUGAUCGGUCGGAGAACGGUAUAGAAAUGGACGAUUGUUGUAUCACAUGUGACGUUUAAGGAGCGUUUUUCUGUUGACAGGAUAUUCAUUGCAAGAAUCCAGUGCCGGUAGUAUUAAUUGCUGUUACCGAUUGACAACGGAGAAGUUCAAUCAAUUAUACUUUUAUGUCUGUAUUCAUAAAUACGUUGUAUUAUCCGUAAUAUUCUUUGGGUAGAACGUUAGAUUUAUAUAUCACGAUUUUCUUGGAAUAAUAUGGCGUAAUCGGCGCGAACAGUUGUCAUCGGUUGAAUACGUUAAUCAAUACAGAAUACUGUAGCCAAA